AUGGUUCAAGAGACGGUAGAGCAAGUUGAGAUGCUCAAGGUUCGGCUUAAGGAAGCCCAUGACCGUCAGAAGAGUUAUGCAGAUAAGCGGCGUAAGGAUUUGGAGUUCCAGGUUGGCGACCUUGUGUACCUGAAAAUGAGGACAUUUCAAGGAGGAUCUAAGACUCGGAAGCUGAAGAAGCUUAAACCAAGAUAUAUGGGACCAUACCCGAUUUUGGAGCGAAUUGGAGCAGUUGCUUACCGAUUGGAUUUAUCGGAAGAGUUAUCAGACUUCCAUGACGUGUUUCAUGUUUCGGUUUUAAGGAAAGUCGUGAGAGAACCGGAGCUCAUUUUACAACAGUCGCCCAGUGACCUUGAUAGAAAUUUGUGUGCGCCGUGUCAGCCAGUGGAGAUAUUGGAUCGACAAGUGAGAGCAGAUAAUGGUAUGAUGACCAUGUUGGUCAAAGUUCGUUGGGAGAGAGACGGAAUUCUGGAGGAGACCUGGGAGUCUGAGCCGCAGAUGAGGAUUGAUUAUCCAAGAGAAGAGAAGAGAAGAGUAGAGAAGAGAAGGGAAGAGAAAAGAAAGAGAGGGGAAGGUGAGAAGAAGGAUUUGGAGAGGUUGAGCUUGUCACCGGAGUUCGUUAGAGCCUCUGCACCCCGUGACCGUGUUGAGCUCUCCACCACCGUUAACCGCAGACCAUCAUCGUGUUCCUCUCGUCGAGACGAAGCCAUAGACACCAACCGCGCCGCGAUUGGAGCCCGGGCGAGCCCUCACGCGCCUCCAGAAGAUCGCCAUGCACACGCGCGUGAAACGCACGCGCCGCCGCCGCCACCGCAGCUCCGCCGUCGCCGCCGGCCAACUUUCCGGUAA
Brassica napus (rape) is the source of this 849-nucleotide messenger RNA. RefSeq lists its product as uncharacterized. The coding region runs from base 1 to 849 and encodes 282 amino acids. The record is from RefSeq and is a predicted model, not a curated record. The transcript has 3 exons. NCBI's taxonomy places the organism in Eukaryota, Viridiplantae, Streptophyta, Magnoliopsida, Brassicales, Brassicaceae.